AAAAAAAGGAAAAUAUCACUGGUAAACAGACCCUUAUCUCAAUUUCAGAUUUGUGGUCAUCAUCGUGCUAUCAUCAUAGACGAGAAGUCGAGAACCAUUGAAUGGUAUUCCUGAGGGGAUUUUAGAUUAUUACACAAAAGAACACCAAUCUUGAUGGCGUCUGAAGGUAAAUGAUGGCGUCUGCGCAGUGUGUUCUGACUUCCAUUGUUGGCAAGAAUUUGAACAGCUCUGUUCCGAUGAGUUAUCCGAGCAUUUCCAGUAUGCCUGGUUUUGAUAGUCUGAGUUUGCGGAGAAAGAGUAUCUGUCCUAAUUCAUUUUCAGGAUCGAGAGAUGCCAUCAAUGAUGAUAAGAAGUCUAAGCAAAGGAAGCAUACUGUUGAUCCUGGUGCCCCAAAUUUUCUCCCCCUCCCUUCAUUUGAAGAGUGCUUCCCAAAGAGCUCAAAAGAGCACAAGGUGAUUGUUGAUGAGCAAUCUGGUCAUGUUUUGGAAGUCCCUUUUCGGCGCAUCCACCUGACAGGAGAUGAACCACAUUUUGACACUUAUGAUACUAGCGGUCCACAGGAUGCUAACCCCCGUGUUGGACUCCCCAAGCUGCGCAAAGAGUGGAUCGACAGAAGGGAGAAGUUGGGUGGGCCGAGAUACACUCAAAUGUUUUAUGCAAAAAAUAACAUUAUAACUGAAGAGAUGAUAUUUUGUGCUGCCCGUGAGAAUCUUGACCCAGAGUUUGUGAGAUCCGAGGUUGCCCGUGGGCGAGCAAUCAUUCCCUCAAACAAAAAGCACCUAGAGCUCGAGCCAAUGAUUGUGGGAAGGAACUUCUUGGUCAAAGUCAAUGCCAACAUUGGAAACUCAGCCGUUGUGAGUUCCAUUGAGGAGGAAGUGCACAAACUACAAUGGGCAACGAUGUGGGGUGCAGAUACUAUCAUGGACCUCUCCACUGGCCGUCACAUCCAUGAGACCCGUGAAUGGAUCUUGCGCAACUCUACUGUCCCCGUGGGGACUGUACCAAUCUACCAAGCAUUGGAAAAAGUGGACGGUAUCGCUGAGAAACUUUCUUGGGAAGUUUUUAGAGAUACAUUGGUUGAACAAGCUGAGCAAGGGGUUGAUUACUUCACCAUCCACGCUGGAGUAUUGCUUCGCUAUAUUCCCUUGACUGCAAAGAGAAUGACUGGGAUUGUUUCCCGUGGAGGUUCCAUACACGCAAAGUGGUGCUUGGCCUAUCACAAGGAGAAUUUUGCUUAUGACCAUUGGGAUGACAUUCUGGACAUAUGCAAUCAUUAUGAUGUAUCGUUGUCUAUUGGUGAUGGGCUGAGGCCAGGCUCCAUUUAUGAUGCAAAUGACACUGCUCAAUUCGCCGAGCUCUUAACUCAAGGAGAACUUACCCGUAGAGCUUGGGAAAAGGACGUGCAGGUCAUGAAUGAAGGACCUGGACACAUUCCCAUGCACAAGAUUCCAGAGAACAUGCAAAAACAAUUGGAGUGGUGUAACGAAGCACCUUUCUACACUCUCGGACCACUCACCACCGACAUAGCACCCGGAUAUGACCACAUAACCUCAGCCAUAGGUGCAGCCAAUAUUGGAGCACUGGGCACCGCCCUCCUCUGCUAUGUCACUCCGAAAGAGCAUCUUGGCUUGCCUAACCGGGAUGACGUGAAAACGGGAGUUAUAUCAUAUAAGAUAUCUGCCCAUGCGGCUGACCUUGCAAAGGGUCACCCUCUUGCACAAGCGUGGGAUGAUGCGAUAAGCAAGGCAAGGUUUGAGUUCAGGUGGAUGGAUCAGUUUGCACUGUCACUUGACCCUGUCACCGCAAUGUCCUUCCACGAUGAAACCCUGCCAUCAGACGGUGCUAAGGUGGCGCAUUUCUGCUCCAUGUGUGGGCCCAAAUUCUGUUCUAUGAAGAUCACUGAGGAUAUACGGAAGUAUGCUGAUGAGCACGGGUAUGGGAGCCCAGAGGAAGCGAUCCAGCGUGGGAUGGACGCUAUGAGUGCAGAGUUCAAAGCAGCAAAGAAAACUGUGAGUGGGGAACAACACGGUGAAGUUGGUGGGGAAAUCUAUCUCCCCAAAACUUACAUUGACCCUUUGAAGAUCUAAAGGAGGAUAAGUAUGCAUGUCUGAGUGAACUGCUACUUAGGAGUUCUACAAGCCAUCCAUGGCACAUGGGGCCCACUCAAACAAGUUUCAAGAUCUUGAUCCCUUCCUCAUAAGGGUGUCUGGAUCAGCCAGGAUGCUCUCUGGCUGAAACAGGCUGAGAAAGUCCCUUUGAACCUGAACAGGAUAAUACCUGCGUAGGGAGAGUGCCUUUUUCUUUCCCUCUUCUGUCUUUUGCUGACAGGGAUAUCUAGAUAUACGGCGAGAUUACGACCACAGGCUUGUUUGACCACAACAACUUUCGGAGUAAAGUUUCCCCAGCAUUACUGAUCUGCUCAGUCGCACGCAGAGUUAUUGAUAUCUUGCAUCAUGGUAAAAUGACGACUUAACAUAAAUACCUCCUUUCUUUAAUAGUUGCAACACUUUAAAUUUUACUUUAUUCACAAACCUUACUUCUACCAUGAUUUUCUACUAAUAUGCGGAGUUAUAAUCAAAUUAUUAUGUAUAAAUAUUAUUAAAUUUCUCUUAAUGUGAACCUCCAAAAAUAUUAAAUUUUAUAAUGUUUUGUAAUUAAAUAUAAUUGUAGUCAAUGUUGUGCUUGGCAAAUGUGAAAGUCAAAGUGUUGCAAUUAAAAAAGAAAGGAGGUAGUAUUUCAUUUGGAUUCAAGGGAAAUCAGUUUUCUUGGAUUCAUACCGGUGUUAUCUGUUAUCCAAUUUGAGGUGAAUUUGCGACUUUAAGAAGUUUAUACUUUCAUGUACAUAUGUGUACACAAGAAAAUGUGUUAAUGCACAUCUUAAGGCAUUCAUGGGGGGAUCCAGGGCAUUAGGCCGGUACAAAGACCGGAUUUUUUACACUAAAAGUAUAGGCAUUUUUUAAAUUUGGGCUGGGCCGGAGCCUAGGUUGGCCCACUAGCUACGCCCCAUGAAGGCAUUCAUGACCCCUUUUGAUGUCCUUUAAAAUAUUUUUUUAUUAUAACAGUACAUUUUAGUAGGGAGUUUUAUUAUUAAAAAGAAAUUUGUAGAUACAGAAAGUCAGAAAUACAAGUGUGGUAGGUGGUUUUCUCCAGUUGUUUAUUUGUAUUUACUCUGAUUCCUCUUGUUUUUGAUACUUUUGAUGGAUUUUUGGAACUUCAAAACCAGAGAAUGACUUUGAGAAAGUUUUCUGUUUAGUUGCAUGAAGCUGUCAUGCUGAGAUUUAUUUAUGGUAGAUUCUAUGGUACAUUGGUACCCAUAAGAUACCAUACCUUUGUCCACAUGGACCAAUGAGAAUGUAGCAGUUGAAUUAUUUAAAUCUAUAUUAAAAAUGAUAAAGUGAUGUGGUCCAAUCAAAUGAAUGAUAGGUACGGUAUCCCAUAUUUUACAAAGGUACCAGAGUUGUCACCUUUAUUUAUUUGCGAUAAGUUAGUAUUUGGGAGUGCCCUUUUUAGCUUCGUUUCAUUUCCUCGGAUCCUUCACCAGCAAGUCUCACCCCAUCAAAAUCCAAGAGCGUUAAGUUCUUACCUGGUUAAUACUCCGUAUAAUUUUAAGUCGUUUUUUUUUUCUUGGGAAAACUGUCAAAUAGGUCCUCGAACUUUCAUAAAAAAGUCAAUUAAGUUCUUCUAUAGGAGGUACUGUCCGGCCGUCGCGAUUUGGGGUAGUUCCCGGUGGAAUUUUUUGAUGAAAAUUUCUAAGCAUCUUAUUCACCAAGUCUAGUUUACUCAUACCAAAUUUCAGCUAAAAAUUCAAUCGGGAACAAAUUCAAAUUAAUUCGUGAAGAUAACUGCGCAUUUUUGCGUUAUCGAAUUAAUUUGAAUGCGCUCCCGAUUGAAUUUUUUGCUGAAAUUAGAUAUGAGUAAACUAGACUUGAUGAAUAAGAUGCUCAAAAAAUUUCAUCAAAAAAUUCCACCGGGAAGCGCCCCAAAUCGCAACGACCAGACAAAGUCUCCUAUAGAAGGACUUAAUUGACUUUUUAAUGAAAGUUCGAGGACCUAUUUGACAGUUUUCCCUUUUUUCUUAUUAAAGUUUAGCUGAUUCAUUUGGUCAAAAAUCAUCUUUUUGGCAAUAAGCAACUAAGCAAGUAAAGAUGCACUUAAUAAGCUGGAGAAAGAAGUCAUUCACCGAAACGGUUUGAAAUCCGACAUUAGUUCUAACUUCUAAAAAACCAAUUACCUUUAACCUGUUGGCACGUAUAUGUUUUAGAAAUAAUCUCAUACCCUCUAUAUUAUCUUCGACCAUCAUCUCGGAAAUCGGAAUAUGAUCUUUUGUGUGCCUUGUAUUAACUAAUUAAUUUUAGUUUAACAAAUAAUCUCAUAAUAAUAUGGCGUGAUUGGUGUCACAUAUUUAUCUCAAAUUAUUCUACCAAAUAACCUUGCAAAAAAAUCUCUCUAAUUCAACUGUGCUCCCGGGCAAAUUAUACCGUGGGAUCGGUGCACCAUCCUCAUGGUGUACCGAUCCCAAAACCAUAUAAAUUUUGUCCGUGUUAAUUAAAUUCCGCAAGAUUAAAAAGAGGCUCUGUGCGUUUCUUCUUGAGAUAGAGCAUUGGACGUUGGUCAUAAACUACCGCCGACGAGGAAGUGGCGGCAGUGCAACAGCUCAUUCACAAAGCGGCGGCGAGAGCCUUGAUGGCAGCUUUGAUGCUGACGAGCAGAUCCCACUGGAAGAUUUAGUACAGAUUGGUCAAUCUCGUCUUCCUUCAUGUCCAGGCAGUCCAGCAACUUGUUCGCAGUGAAGCCGUGCUCUGCUAUUUGGGCGGCGGUGUAGUAUACGGAGUAUAAGUUUCUGAAGUUUGCUUUAAUUUGUUAAUAUAAACCAGAGAUUGCUUUAAUUUGUUAUUAUUUGUUAAACCAUAUUAACAAAUUGUUAAUAUGGUUUCAAAAGAAGUUUCUUAAUUUCUUUUACUCAUCACUAUCGGAUGAUAUGAAAUUGGUAAUUAACAUUGGUAAUUAACAGGUGAUUAAAUUUUGAUGUAUGUGAUUUACAUUUUAGUUACACGGUUACACCUUCUCCUGCGCGAGUUACACCUUCUCAUGUACGAGUUACAUAUUUUUAUUCUUGAGUUACAUUAUUUUAUAAACGAGUUGAAGCGCAAGUUACA
Molecule: messenger RNA, 5156 nt
Organism: Cuscuta epithymum
Lineage: Eukaryota; Viridiplantae; Streptophyta; Magnoliopsida; Solanales; Convolvulaceae
Source: the annotation of a GenBank genome assembly